AUGGCUGCUCCUGCUGCUUCUCCUUCUUCUGCUCCAAGACCUAGAGAUCUGCCUAAAGAUCUUUCUGGCACUAAAAUCAAGACACAAGUUUCUCAAAUUUAUGGAGUGGAGCCUGCUGAGAGUAAUGUACUGAAUGGUGGCAAACCAGGUCCUCAUCAAAUUACUGGCAAUGGGGUUGGAUUCAAACCAGAUAUAUUGGACAUGGAUGUAAUGGAAGAAGUCCUGGAGGUUAGUAGCGAAGAUGCUAUAAAUAUGGCUAGGAGGUUGGCAUUGGAGGAAGGUCUUAUGGUGGGAAUAUCAUCCGGAGCCAACACAGUCGCUGCACUUAGACUUGCUAGAAUGCCAGAGAACAAAGGCAAACUUAUUGUGACUAUUCAUCCAAGUUUUGGGGAGCGAUACUUGUCUUCUAUCCUGUUUCAAGAGCUGAGGAAUGAAGCUGAAAAUAUGCAGCCUGUUCCUGUGGACUAA
Molecule: messenger RNA, 468 nt
Organism: Dovyalis caffra
Lineage: Eukaryota; Viridiplantae; Streptophyta; Magnoliopsida; Malpighiales; Salicaceae
Source: the annotation of a GenBank genome assembly